Molecule: messenger RNA, 6220 nt
Organism: Scylla paramamosain (green mud crab)
Lineage: Eukaryota; Metazoa; Arthropoda; Malacostraca; Decapoda; Portunidae
Product: myosin heavy chain, muscle-like
Exons: 22
Coding region: 195-5930 (1911 amino acids)
Biological process (GO): sarcomere organization; muscle contraction
Cellular component (GO): myosin II complex; myosin filament; cytoplasm
Molecular function (GO): ATP binding; microfilament motor activity; actin filament binding
Source: RefSeq, a predicted model, not a curated record
GACGAGAGGUAGUAUAUGAACUGCGCCGCGCCGCCACCCCUCUCACUGCCCCUUUGCCUGACGGUACUGCGAGGGUGGGGUGAUCGAAGCCACGGGUGUUGCGUCGUAGAUUGACCAAGCUUGUGGGUGUCUGGAAACCAAAGUCGUGUGUGAGUGACUGUGAAAGUUUGUUGUGAAGAGCCAACGCCACUACCAUGCCUGGCCACAUCGUCAAGUCCACCGGCCCAGACCCCGACCCCACCGAGUUCCUCUACGUCUCUCUGGAGCAGAAGCGCACUGACCAGACCAAGCCCUAUGACGCUAAGAAGUCUUGCUGGGUCCCUGAUGAGAAGGAUGGUUUCGUCGAGGGUGAGAUUCAGGGCACCAAGGGAGACCUGGUGACUGUCAUGGCUAGGGGUGAGACUAAAAACUGGAAGAAGGAUAACGUACAGCAGGUCAACCCACCUAAAUUCGAGAAAUGCGAGGACAUGUCCAACCUGACCUACCUGAACGAUGCCUCCGUCCUGUACAAUCUGAAGUCUCGCUACGUCAACAAGCUCAUCUACACCUACUCCGGACUCUUCUGUAUCGCUGUCAACCCGUACAAGCGCUACCCCAUCUACACCAACCGUGUGGUCAAGAUCUACCAAGGAAAGAGGCGUAAUGAGGUGCCGCCUCACAUCUUCGCCAUCUCUGACGGCGCCUACACGAACAUGUUGCAAGUUGGAGAAAACCAGUCUAUGUUGAUCACCGGUGAGUCCGGCGCCGGCAAGACUGAGAACACCAAGAAGGUACUCUCCUACUUCGCCAACGUCGGCGCCACCAUCUCAUCCAAGAAGAAGGAAACAGAGAAGAAGCAGAACUUGGAGGACCAGAUCAUCCAGACUAACCCCAUCCUGGAGGCCUUCGGUAACGCCAAGACAGUCCGUAACGACAACUCCUCCCGCUUCGGUAAGUUCAUCCGCAUCCACUUCCAACCGAGCGGCAAACUUGCUGGCGGUGACAUUGAGGUCUACUUGCUGGAAAAGGCUCGUGUCAUCUCCCAGCAGCCAGCCGAGCGAUCUUACCACAUCUUCUACCAACUCAUGUCCGACCAAGUAAAAUGGAUCAAACCAACAUGCUAUCUCAGCAACGACAUCUACGACUACCAUUACGUGUCUCAGGGCAAGGUCACCGUGCCCUCCAUCGACGACAAGGAGGAAAUGCAGUUCACAGAUGAAGCCUUCGACAUCCUGGGAUUUUCAAAAGAAGAGAAGGCCUACGUGUACCAGACCACUUCUGCUGUCAUGAACUUUGGCGAGCUGAAGUUCAAGCAGAGGGGGCGCGAGGAGCAGGCAGAACCCGACGGCACGGAGAAAGGAGAAAUUGUGGGCAAGCUAUUGGGUACGGACGGCAUUGACCUUUACAACUGUCUGUGUAAGCCAAAGAUCAAAGUGGGUGCUGAAUUUGUGACGCAAGGCCGCAAUGUGGAGCAGGUGCUGUACUCCGUAGGCGCCCUCUCCAAGGGUUUGUUCGACCGUAUGUUCAAGUGGCUGGUGAAGAAGUGCAACAUCACACUCGAGACGGCCCUCAAGCGUCACUCCUUCAUCGGCGUGCUGGACAUUGCUGGCUUCGAGAUAUUCGAUUACAACGGCUUUGAGCAGAUCUGCAUCAACUUCUGUAACGAAAAGCUGCAGCAGUUCUUCAACCACCACAUGUUCGUGCUGGAGCAGGAAGAGUACAAGAGGGAAGGCAUCGAAUGGACUUUCGUGGACUUUGGCAUGGACUUGCAGGCCUGCAUUGAACUGUUCGAAAAGCCUCUAGGUCUGCUGUCCAUCCUAGAGGAGGAGUCCAUGUUUCCCAAGGCCACAGACAAGUCCUUCGAGGAGAAGCUCAAAGCCAACCACCUCGGCAAGUCUGCAGUGUUCAUCAAGCCCAAGCCUCCCAAGCCAGGACAGAAGGAGGCCCACUUCGCCAUCGUGCACUACGCCGGCACCGUGCCUUACAACCUGACUGGCUGGCUGGAGAAGAACAAGGAUCCCCUCAACGACACAGUGGUGGAUCUCAUCAAGAAGGCUUCUAACAGGCUGAUUGUGGAAAUCUUCUCCGACCAUCCUGGACAAUCCGGCGGGCCAGACCAGGGCAAAGGUGGUCGUGGUCAGAAGUCCGGUGCCUUCAAGACUGUCUCCUCUGCCUAUAGGGAGCAGCUCGCCAAUCUGAUGAAGACCUUGAACGCCACUCACCCUCACUUCAUCCGCUGCAUUGUGCCCAACGAGACUAAGUCCCCAGGUGUGUGUGACGCAGCCCUCAUCAUGCACCAGUUGACCUGCAAUGGUGUACUUGAAGGCAUCCGUAUCUGUCGCAAGGGUUUCCCCAACCGCCUCUACUAUCCUGACUUCAGGCACCGGUACAUGAUCCUCGCCUCCAAGCCCAUGACACAGGCCGGAGGGGAUAAGCCAGCCACUAAGGUGUGUCUGGAGAUCAUCAACCUGGACACGGAGAAGUACCGAAUCGGGCACACCAAGGUGUUCUUCCGUGCUGGCGUGCUGGGCAGCCUGGAGGAGCUGCGUGACGACCGUGUGGGCAUGAUCCUGUCUUGGCUCCAGGCUUGGAUUCGAGGCUACGUGUCCCGCAUUGCGUUCAAGAAGCUGCAAGAGCAACGCAUCGCUCUCAUUGUAGUGCAGCGGAACGUCAGGAAGUUCAUGAAGCUCCGCAACUGGUCUUGGUAUCGCGUCUGGCAGAAAGUUAAGCCUCUUCUUAAUGUCACCAGAGUCGAGGACGAGAUCCGAGCACUCGAGGAAAAGGCUACCAAGGCUCUUGAAGAACUUGAGAAAGAGAGUAAGCUUCGCAAAGAAUACGAAGCCGCUAACAUGAUUUUACUAGAAGAAAAGAACAACUUGCUUUUAUCUCUGGAGUCUUCGAAGGGGAGCAUGUCGGAGUUCCUGGAGAAGCAGGCGAAAUUGCAGGGUCAAAAGGCUGAACUCGAAGCUCAGCUGAAUGAAACCUGCAACCGACUGCAGCAAGAAGAGGAAGCUCGUAAUCAACUCUUCCAAGGCAAGAGGAAGAUCGAGCAAGAGGUCAACAGCCUUAAAAAAGACAUAGAAGACUUGGAACUGACCAUCCAGAAGGCUGAGCAGGAUAAGGCCACAAAGGAUCACCAGAUACGUAAUCUGAAUGAUGAAAUCGCGCACCAAGACGAACUUAUCAACAAGGUUAAUAAGGAAAAGAAACAUUUACAGGAAAGCAAUCAAAAGACCGGUGAGGAUCUGCAAGGGAUCGAAGACAAGUGUAAUCACUUGAGUAAGGUGAAGGUAAAGCUGGAGCAGACCCUGGACGAGCUGGAGGAUUCCCUGGAGCGAGAAAAGAAGUUCCGUUCUGAUAUAGAAAAGACAAAACGGAAAGUGGAGGGUGACUUAAAAUUAACCCAAGAGUCCAUUGCUGACAUGGAGCGCAGCCAUAAGGAAUUGGAACAAACAAUUCAGCGUAAAGACAAGGAGUUGGCCUCCUUGUCCAAUAAACUGGAAGAAGAACAAAAUGCACUGGCUAAGGUUCAUAGGCAGAUCAAGGAUCAGCAAUCUCGUAUUGAGGAGCUCGAAACAGAGGUUGAACACGAGCGGCAAGCCAGAGCGAAGGCCGAGAAAAACAAGAGCAAGUUAGGCCGAGAACUGGAAGAGCUGGGAGAUCGCUUGGAUGAGGCCGGAGGAGCCACUGCCGCCCAGAUCGAGCUCAACAAGAAGAGAGAGGGUGAGCUGGCCAAGCUUCGCCGUGAUCUCGAGGAAGCCAAUAUUCAGCACGAAGCAGCAAUGGCCAGCCUCAAAAGAAAGAACAACGAGACCGUGGCGGAAAUGUCGGAGCAGAUCGAUCAUUUGAGCAAGAUGAAGGCCAGAAUUGAAAAGGACAAGGAGUCCCUGAAGCGCGAGGCGGACGAAGCCAAGGCGGCAAUGGACACUCUGGCUCGGGAAAAGGCUGCAGGAGACAAAGUGAACAAGCAAAUUAUGCUUCAAAUGAAUGAAGUCCAGGCGAAGCUGGAUGAGGCAAACAGAACUUUACACGACUUCGACGCCGCCAAGAAGAAGCUGGCGGUGGAAAAUGCUGACCUCCUUAGGCAGCUGGAGGAGGCAGAGAGCCAGAUCGGCCACCUGUCCAAAGUGAAACUGUCUCUCACCAACCAGUUGGAUGACUCCCGCAAAUUGGCGGACGAGGAGUGCAGGGAAAGAGCAACAAUCCUUGGAAAGUUCCGCAACCUUGAGCACGACAUUGACGGUCUGAGGGAGCAACUGGAUGAAGAAAGCGAGGCCAAGGUUGAUGUGCUGCGACAAUUAUCAAAAGCUAACGCCGAUUCUCAGAUGUGGCGCGCCAAGUACGAGAGUGAGGGCGUGGCCCGCUCCGAAGAGCUCGAGACCGCACGCAUGAAACUCGCUGCCCGUUUGGAAGAAGCCGAGCAGCAAAUUGAGCAGCUGAAUGUUAAGAAUCUCCAUCUGGAGAAGACCAAGCAGCACAUCACAACUGAACUCGAGGAAUUGCAGAUCCAGACGGAGCGCGCCCAGACCCUAGCCAGUACUGCUGAGAAGAAACAAAAGAACUUCGAAAGAAUUAUCAGUGAAUGGAAGAUGAAGGUCGACGAUUUGGCUGCCGAGCUCGACGCUUCGCAAAAAGAAUGUCGUAACUAUUCCACCGAACUCUUCCGUGUCAAGGCUGCCUAUGAGGAGAACCUGGAACAGCUAGAUGGUGUACGACGUGAGAACAAGAAUCUUGCUGAUGAGAUUAAGGAUCUGAUGGAUCAGAUUGGAGAGGGUGGCCGAUCCCUGCACGAAAUUCAGAAGAACGCUAAACGUGUCGAGAUAGAGAAGGAGGAGCUGCAGGCUGCCCUGGAAGAGGCUGAGGCCGCCCUGGAGCAGGAGGAGAACAAAGUUCUCCGUAGCCAGCUGGAGCUCAGCCAGGUCAGGCAGGAGAUCGACCGCCGCAUCCAGGAGAAGGAGGAAGAGUUCGAGAAUACUCGCAAAUGUCACCAGCAUGCUCUCGACUCCAUGCAAGCUUCCCUGGAGGCCGAGGCCAAGGCUAAGGCUGAGGCCCUUCGCCUGAAAAAGAAACUGGAGUCUGAUAUCAACGAGCUUGAGAUCGCCCUUGAUCAUUCCAACAAAGCCAACGCAGACAUGCAGAGACAUCUAAAAAAGAUACAGGCAGAAAUGAAAGACAUGCAAGUUCGCCUGGAGGAGGAACAACGACUCGCGUCCGAGCUGCGAGAGCAACUCGGCAUUUCUGAACGUCGUACCAACGCCCUGAAUGGAGAGCUGGACGAAUCCAGAUCUCUCCUUGAACAAUCUGACCGCGGGCGUCGCCAGGCUGAAUCAGACUUGGCCGAUGCUAACGAACGCAUCAGUCAACUCACUUCCCAAAAUGGAUCGCUCACCAUCGCCAAGAGGAAAUUAGAAAACGAGAUGCAUACGUUGCAGGCUGAAAUGGAUGAGAUGCUGAACGAAACCAAGAACUCCGAGGAGAAGGCCAAGAAGGCCAUGGUGGACGCCGCCCGUCUGGCCGAUGAACUGCGCGCUGAACAGGAACAUGCCCAGAACCAGGAGAAGAUGCGCAAGGGUCUCGAGAGCAGCGUGAAGGAUAUGCAAGUCCGACUGGAGGAGGUAGAGAGCAACGCUAUGAAAAGCAGCAAGAAAGCUCUGAGUAAACUUGAAGCUCGAAUACACGAGCUAGAAAGUCAACUGGACGAUGAAGCUCGCCGCCACUCCGACGCCCAGAAGAACCUGAGGAAGUGCGAGAGGCGCAUCAAAGAACUCACCUUCCAGGCCGACGAGGACAAGAAGAACCACGAGAGGAUGCAAGACCUUGUCGACAAACUCCAGCAGAAGAUCAAGACCUACAAGAGGCAGAUCGAGGAGGCUGAGGAGAUCGCCGCCCUCAACCUGGCUAAAUUCCGCAAGGCCCAGCAGGAACUCGAGGAGUACGCAGAACAGGCAUAAAUAUCAUUAUAUUGCACUUAAAUUUAAACAGUAAACAGCGAUAACCUGCACCGGUUGCAACAAAAAAUAUGUUUUCCAAAUUUCAAAACGUCCCAAAAAAUUACCUAUGCAACAAUUACUUUAUGCGUCAUCUAAUUGGUUACUAUCCUACCACUUAACCCUCACACAGACACAAAAAUGCUUGUUCACAGUUCACACAGUUGAGAAAGACCUCUGCAGGUGAAGUGAAGCCUAAUUUAGUAACCUUACUACAUUGUAAUCUGACAAAGCAAUAAAAAUCAUCAUAAUCA